GAAGGAUGACACCGGAUUUUGACGAAGAGGUGGUUUUUGAGGCUAGAUUCCAUAUAUAUCUUCAAAGUUAGUUCCUUUAUCUUGGAGCCUGACUACCCCCUGGAGGCUGAAGUGGGAAGGACAACAUAACCUCACACUCAGGCUGAGCAGCAACAGGACAAAGUUUAGAAAAUGAUGGACUCCAUAUCUAACUUAUGGAGUAAUACUGAGUGGCACUGAAGAAAUUACGUUCAGAUUUUUUCAAAGAACUGCUUCUGAUAGGAAAAUGCUUAGUAAUGAUGAAGACACGCCCUCCAGUUCAGUGGCCAUUUUGUACGGUAGUGCUGGAGAAACAAGUGGGAACCAUCAAAGAAAGAAGUGUACGGAUCAAAGGAAUAUGGUCAAGAGGCAGUAAAUUUUUCCUCUAGGUCAAGUGGAGAAAUUAGAACUAUGCUGCCUAAUUCUCCACUUUACCAGUACUUACAGGAUCUGGGACACACAGACUUCGAAGUAUGUUCCUCUCUGUCACCAAAACCAGAAAAAUGCACAGUGACAGAGGGACAACAAAAGCCUCCUGCAAGAGCCCUGCCAAAACGAGGCAUCCUGUUAAAAGUGGCUGAAACCAUCAAAAGCUGGAUUUUGGUUCAGUGCAGUAAGAAUGAUGACUUACUUCACAAGUUGGAUAUUGGAUUCCGACACGACUCACUACAUACCAUCCUGCAACAGGAAGUCCUGUUACAAGAGGAUGUGGAACUGAUUGAGCUACUUGAUCCCAGUGUCCUGUCUGCAGGGCAACCUCAACAACAGGAAAAUGGACACCUUCCAACACUUUGCUCCCUGGCGACCCCUAAUAUUUGGGAUGUCUCAGUGCUAUUUGCCUUCAUUAGUUUGCUCAUUAUGCUUCCCACUUGGUGGAUUGUAUCUUCCUGGCUGCUAUGGGGAGUGAUUCUAUUUGUUUAUCUGAUCAUAAGAGCUUUGAGAUUAUGGAGGACAGCAAAACUACAAAUAACCCUAAAAAAAUACAAUGUCCAUUUGGAAGAUAUAGCAACAAAUAGCCGAGGUUUUACUAACCUCGUGAGAAAAGCUUUACGUCUCAUUCAAGAAACUGAAGUCAUUUCCAGAGGAUUUACACUUUUGCUUGACAGGGUCAGUGCUGCUUGCCCAUUUAAUAAAGCUGGACAGCAUCCCAGUCAGCAUCUCAUCGGUCUUCGGAAAGCUGUCUACAGAACUGUAAGAGCCAACUUUCAAGCAGCAAGGCUAGCUACCCUAUAUAUGCUGAAAAACUACCCCCUGAACUCUGAGAGUGACAAUGUAACCAACUACAUCUGUGUGGUGCCUUUUAAGGAGCUGGGCCUUGGACUUAGUGAAGAGCAGAUUUCAGAAGAGGAAGCACAUAACCUUACAGAUGGCUUCAGCCUGCCUGCAUUGAAGGUUUUGUUCCAACUCUGGGUGGCGCAGAGUUCAGAGUUCUUCAGGCGGUUAGCCCUGUUACUUUCUACGGCUAAUUCACCUCCUGGGCCCUUACUUACUCCAGCACUUUUGCCUCAUCAUAUUUUAUCUGAUGUGACUCAAGGUCUACCUCAUGCUCAUUCUGCCUGUUUGGAAGAGCUUAAGCGCAGCUAUGAGUUCUAUCGGUACUUUGAAACUCAGCACCAGUCAGUACCCCAGCGUUUAUCCAAAACUCAGCAGAAGUCAAGAGAACUGAAUAAUGUUCACACAGCAGUACGCAGCUUGCAGCUCCAUCUGAAAGCAUUACUGAAUGAGGUAAUAAUUUUUGAAGAUGAACUUGAAAAGCUUGUUUGUACUAGAGAAACACAAGAACUAGUGUCAGAAGCUUAUCAAAUCCUAGAACAGAAAUUAAAGUUGAUUCAGCCCCAUGUUCAAGCGAGCAACAGUUGCUGGGAAGAGGCCAUUUCUCAAGUGGACAAGUUGCUACGAAGAAAUACAGAUAAAAAAGGCAAACCUGAAAUGGCAUGUGAAAACCCACACUGUACUGUGGUACCUUUGAUGCAGCCUCCUCUCCACAUUGCAGACAAGGAUCCAAUCCCUGAGGAGCAGGAGUUAGAAGCUUAUGUAGAUGAUAUUGAUAUGGACAGUGAUUUCAGAAAGGAUGAUUUUUAUUACUUGUCUCAAGAAGACAGAGAGAGACAGGAGCGUGAGCAUGAAGAAUCCAAGAGGGUACUCCAAGAACUAAAAACUGUGCUGGGAUUUAAAGCAUCAGAGGCAGAAAGGCAGAAGUGGAAGCAACUUCUAUUUAGUGAUCAUGCUGUGUUGAAAUCCUUGUGUCCUGUAGACCCAGUGGAACCCAUAAGUAAUUCAGAACCAUCAGUGGAUUCACAUAUGGGGAAAGUUUGUAAAAAUGAUACUGAAGAGGAAAAUAAUAAACCCUCUACAACCGACAAUGAAAUAAGUAAUAGGACUGAGUAUUUAUGUGAAUACCCUCUAGAUGGUAAAAAUAAAGACAAUUCUGCAAAUGAAGUCUUCCUCCAAGGAGCUGAAGAAAGAGUGUAUUAUCAAUGUGAGAGCGAAGAUGAGUCCCAGCAGGCUGAUGCAGGUGGCCUGGCCCCUGCCCACCCAACCCACGGGGCCUCAUCUCAGCCCUCCAUCAAGCAGAGGCUGGCACAGCUACAGCUGUCACCGGAUUUUACCUUCACUGCUGGCAUCGCUGCAGAAGUGGCUGCUAGAUCUCUCUCCUUUACUACCAUGCAGGAACAGACUUUUGGUGAUGAGGAGGAAGAACAAAUAAUGGAAGAAAAUGAAAAUGAGGUAGAAGAAAAGUAAGAACCAAGAUUUACAUUAAGGAUUUUAAAUUGUUCUUUUUUGUGAAAGUGUUUUAACUUCAAGACUAGAUGUUCCACUGGAAAGGGAAAAUGAGUGUAAGUUUACUAUAUUUAAAGCUAAGAUGUGAAUUUACAGGAAGAAUCCUGGUUUGAACAACUGAUCUGAAAAUAGUAGUUUACCUGUAAAUGGCAGACCUUUUAGGAAAAUAAGAGAAAGGUAAGGGCUCUUUUGAAUAAACUGCUAUUUUAUUUUCAGCACAA
Balaenoptera acutorostrata (minke whale) is the source of this 3020-nucleotide messenger RNA. It is a transcript of the gene VEZT, whose product is annotated as vezatin, adherens junctions transmembrane protein. Lineage: Eukaryota; Metazoa; Chordata; Mammalia; Artiodactyla; Balaenopteridae. The record is from RefSeq and is a predicted model, not a curated record. Bases 430 to 2760 code for a protein of 776 amino acids. The transcript is spliced from 14 exons. Gene Ontology annotation, cellular component: plasma membrane. Gene Ontology annotation, biological process: cell-cell adhesion. Gene Ontology annotation, molecular function: myosin binding.